AUUUCACUCGACUGUCCGUUUCUGAAGGGACGUGACAGCCGCUGCGGAUUGACAGUUCGAUUGCUGUCAAACUUGCACAUCAUUACUUGCAGAAAGGAAAACAUUCGAGACAGACGCGAAUUUCAUCUCAAAACUACAAGUUACAAAAUGGAUGCUGCUUUAAAAGUAACGCCAAAAAUGCCGUCAACGUUCAACGAGUUCGUGGGACACUUGCAGCCGCGCGACGAAACUUGUGCCGCUCAACUACAGGCAGUCCACCCGCUAAAGCAGUCUGAGUUGAAUUACACCCAACAUCGCCACAAUCUCAACAUGCAAAUGCUGCGAAAGCGCGAGGGAUUAGCGGCUCCGCUCAAGAUUGCAAUGGAGCUGAAAGCCGUCUCAAAGGUUGGCCAUUUGCCGUUCCUUCCUUCGUCGAAUGUAGCUCGCGAUGUGCUGACGGGCCACGAUGAAGUAAUUGAAUUCACGGACAUUUUCAACUUGGAAGAACACCAGGAACUUUUGCGUCAACCCCAUGCAGUGAUGGAGAAAGUAUUGGGGAUGUAAGCAUGCUUCUUUUUACAACUUGCACAGAGUGAUGGAUUUACAAUAAAUGCUUAAGAAUGUAAAAAA
Molecule: messenger RNA, 609 nt
Organism: Anopheles funestus (African malaria mosquito)
Lineage: Eukaryota; Metazoa; Arthropoda; Insecta; Diptera; Culicidae
Gene: Pomp
Product: proteasome maturation protein
Exons: 3
Coding region: 148-543 (131 amino acids)
Biological process (GO): proteasome assembly
Cellular component (GO): cytoplasm; nucleus
Source: RefSeq, a predicted model, not a curated record